This is a messenger RNA of Cucurbita maxima (winter squash), 1038 nucleotides long. Its product is annotated as putative CCR4-associated factor 1 homolog 8. Lineage: Eukaryota; Viridiplantae; Streptophyta; Magnoliopsida; Cucurbitales; Cucurbitaceae. The coding region runs from base 1 to 1038 and encodes 345 amino acids. Gene Ontology annotation, cellular component: CCR4-NOT core complex; CCR4-NOT complex; P-body. The record is from RefSeq and is a predicted model, not a curated record. Gene Ontology annotation, molecular function: poly(A)-specific ribonuclease activity; nucleic acid binding. The transcript has a single exon.
AUGGAUAGAAUUGUUCAAGGUCCGAGAGGAGAUAACCCUUUGAUUACAGAAGUUUGGGCUUACAAUCUCGAUGAUGAAAUCCUUCGGCUCGACCAUUGUCUGCUAUUGUACCCAGUUAUGUCAAUCGAUACUGAAUUUCCUGGGUGUAUUAAGAGAACUCCUUGGGGCACGAUUGAUGAAGAACUCUACGCAGAUUUUCGAUUCAAUGUCAACCAAACCAAAGUGAUUCAACUAGGUGUGACAGUUUCUGAUGAAUCAGGGGACAUCGGCGGUACAUGGGAGUUUAAUUUCUCUGACUUCGAUCCUGAAAUCGACGCUCAUAACCCUGCGUCCAUUUGUUUUCUGAAACAGAACGGCUUGGAUUUUGGGAAACUGAAAAAAGAUGGAAUUAAGGUGAGAAAAUUUGCAAUAAGAUUCUUAUAUACGAUGCGAAAGCAUGCGAUACACCAGUGGAUUACAUUUCACGGAUUAUACGAUAUUGGAUAUCUGAUAUUGGCGUUGGGCGUGGUUAAAAGCUUGCCGGAAACAUUGGGCGAAUUCGAAUGGAUCGUGGCGAGGAGAGUGGGGACCGUGAGGGAUUUAAAGCAUAUGGCGCGAUUCUGCGAAGGGCUUGAAGGGGGGAAUUUAGGACUCGAGAAGUUAGGGCAAUUGCUGGACCAAAAACGCUUUGGAUUGAAGCAUCACGCUGGUUCUGAUAGUUUAAUGACUGCGCUGCUUCAUGAGAAGAUGUUGCAACUGUAUGAUUUCAAUGCGGAAAUUUGCGAUGGGUUUUUGUAUGGGCUGUCGAAGAAAUUCGAGGAGUUCGUGGGCAUGCAAUCACAUCGCAUAUAUGUUCAAAUUAAGUGUGCGGAAGUGAAAGCUAUGGUGAUUCGUAAGAAGAUGUUAAAACUUUUUUAUGCGAAAAUUUGCGAUGAAUAUGAGCUGUCGAAGAAAUUCAAGGAGUUCAAGGUCUUGCAAUCACACCUCAGAUUUGUUCAACAGGAGUGUGAGAUAGGGCAAUUUUAUUAUUACAAGGCCUCCAACAUUAUGUAUCAAUGA